Molecule: messenger RNA, 534 nt
Organism: Lolium perenne
Lineage: Eukaryota; Viridiplantae; Streptophyta; Magnoliopsida; Poales; Poaceae
Source: RefSeq, a predicted model, not a curated record
AUGACGCCGCCGCUGCCCGGGGUCUCCGCCCCGGCACACCACCACCAACCAGCAGCCGCUGCAACCUGCAGCACCUCCACGGCCAGGCCCCCCUCGCUGGCCAGCACCUCCACCGCCACGACGCCCAGACCCCCGCGCCCGAGCAGGCCCGCAAGGCCCAGAUCCGGCCCGGCCGAGCCCGACCACUCCCGGCGCCGCCGCGCCCCGCCACACCCGCACAGCCACCACGAGCAGGCCGAAGCCAGCAGCGCCGCCGCGCCCGCCGCGCCCGCCGCACGCCGCCGCGCCUCGCAGCACGCCCCCGCGCCCGUCGCAUCCCGCCGCCGCGGUUCCCCCAAUCUGCGAGCUAGCCUCCGCCGGCCGGAGAGAGAACAGGUCCUGCCGCCGCCGCUCCGCGCGGGCUUUGCCCGGCGGAGACCACCGGCGACGGCAGGGGAGGAGGGGGCGGAGGGGGAGGGGUGGUUACUGGAGGCUGGUAUCGCCGCCCGUGUCGCCCAGGGGAGGAGCGACGCGGGGGCCUGUGUUAGAUCAUAG